AUGUUCAGAAAGAUCCACUCCAUCCUCCACCACGGCCCACAGAGGAAGGCGGCAGCCGAAGGCCCCUACUACACUGGAGCCAGCCCUACUGUCAGGCUGAUUCGCAGUACCUCCAUGUACGUGGUUACAGACCACUUCGAGAGGCCCAGCGAGUCCUUAAAGAAGUACAGAAGCAUCCACAGCAUGGACACCAGCCUGCACUAUCUGCAGCAGGAGGACCGCGCCUGGAUGUACUCACGCACCCAGGACUGCCUGCAGUACCUUCAGGAGCUGCUGGCUCUGCGCAAGAAGUAUCUCAGCAGCCUGGGUGACCUGAGGCCCCGGCGCACACAGGGCGCUGGCUCUACCUCUUCCAAGUCCUCCAAGGGAACAACGCAAAAGACCCCAGGAAAAGGCAAGAAAGCAGUCUCAAAGAAAUACUCCCAGUUCAGCAGCGAUGUGGCUGAGGCCAUCGCCUUCUUUGACUCCAUCAUUGCAGAGCUAGAGACAGACAAACGGCCGAGAGCUGCUGAGGCUGACCUGCCUAACGAAGACGUGGACUUCGAUGUGGCUACCAGCUCACAGGAGCACAGCUUGCAUUCCAACUGGAUUCUGCGGGCACCGCGCAGACAUUCCGAGGCCAUUGCUGCCCAUGCCACCGCGGACAGUCGGUUUCGGAGGAGCACAGAGCACAGGGUCGCUGGCACCCAGCGGAGGCUUGAGAGACACCCCAUUUACCUGCCCAAGGCUGUGGAAGGGGCGUUCAACACCUUGAAAUUUAAGCCCAAAGCCCACAAAAAGGACCUGCGAAGCUCCGGACAGAUCCUUCGCAGCUUCUCCAAAGAGGACAUGGAGUGGGACGAGGAGUUCUUCACACAGGAGUCCCCGCUGUCCCUGGAAGAUGAGCAUUAUGAGACAGAGAAUCCCAAAGGGGAGUGGCUGGUCCGAGAAAGACUCUGGGAACGGACAGUGCCCUGAUUGGACUUGCCUUAGCCUGGGUCUAUGACAGGAGGGCUGCUUUCAGGGCAGUGUGAGAUGCUCAGUUAGAGUUAAAAAAAAAUGAAAUUAUAAAGCUGUAAGACAACCAAACUCCUCAACGCGCUACCCGUCCAGAGCCCAGCUAGUGCCAAAAAGAAGCUGAGUUUCCCAGGGGGACAUGUCCUGGGGGAGUCAGAGCCUGGGCUUCCCACAGGAGUGGCCAGGAGAAAGCUGAGCCUGGCUGCUGGUGUUCCAGAGCAGAGGCGCAGGGGACCUGAAUGAGUGUCCCUGCCACAUUGCCUAGCCUGUCACACGUAGGAGGUUGUGCAGAUGGCUGCAGGUAAUAUGCUCAGAACUAGAAAGGAGCCAAUCUGGAGUUCUGGCUCAAAGUGUCCAAGACUGUGUCCCAGAAGCCUAUUGGUGAAGUCUUGAGUCCCCUCCUUUCAUGCAAAACACAGUUAAGAAAGCACCCACUCUGCGCUAGGUCUUUUCGGGGUUUCCAGAAUCUUCUGCUGCUAGGCUAAAAAUGAGGCCAAUAUCCUUUUGGUCGGGUAGAGGAAGGUCGCGUCAGGGCUUCUUUGUGAUCACACUGUCGCCCUCAGCCCAGUAGUUCUGCUCCUCCACGCAGACAGCUGGCUCAAGGUGGUAGAGGUAGGCAAGUCUUCUCUAAUUCUCCCUUCUAGUUCUCACACACAUAAAGCUGUAUCCAUGCAACCAGCUCACCGCAGGCUCUGCAUCUCCCCGUUAACAGGUAGCUGUAGCAUGAUGUUCUUUCUGUCUAGGAAGAAUUUUGUGGUUUAGCCAUUGGCUGACUCACGGCUCCACUUUCAGUGUGUGCUUCAUAUACAGUCCAGCACACAGUCUUUAUUUGGGCAUAGAGUUACAUCUAUUAAGGUUACAAGCCACUGGUCGAAGAAGACACUCCACUUUGACCUGCCUGCUUCUUCUCUCAUCCAAAUACUAACCAGGUGUCUUAGACACUAUCCCGUUGCUGUGAUAAGACACCAUCAGAGGCAGCGUACAGAAGAAAGGGUUUAUUUGGAGCGUACAGUUCCAGAGGCUGAGCCCAUGACCAUCAUGUAGGGAAGUAAUGACUGCAAGCAGGCAGGCAUGGCGCUGGAGCAGAAGCUGAGAGCUCGCAUCUUGAAACAACAACCACAAGGGAGAGAGGGAGGGGACAGAGAGAAAGAGAGAGAGAGAAAAAAAGAGAGAAAGGGAGAGAGAGAGAAAGAG
Mus musculus (house mouse) is the source of this 2190-nucleotide messenger RNA. RefSeq names its product predicted gene 4131. The transcript has 4 exons. The record is from RefSeq and is a predicted model, not a curated record. Bases 1 to 957 code for a protein of 318 amino acids. NCBI's taxonomy places the organism in Eukaryota, Metazoa, Chordata, Mammalia, Rodentia, Muridae.